This is a messenger RNA of Dendronephthya gigantea, 1972 nucleotides long. Its product is annotated as putative diacyglycerol O-acyltransferase MT3172. Gene Ontology annotation, biological process: triglyceride biosynthetic process. NCBI's taxonomy places the organism in Eukaryota, Metazoa, Cnidaria, Anthozoa, Malacalcyonacea, Nephtheidae. The record is from RefSeq and is a predicted model, not a curated record. Gene Ontology annotation, molecular function: diacylglycerol O-acyltransferase activity; long-chain-alcohol O-fatty-acyltransferase activity. Gene Ontology annotation, cellular component: plasma membrane. The transcript has a single exon. The coding region runs from base 71 to 1702 and encodes 543 amino acids.
UCAAAAAUAGUCAAACACUGCAGGUAAUUAUUGAGUUCGGACGAGUUCCUUCCAGCCGUCAGUUUGGAAAAUGGAAGUCACACAAAGACGGAAUAUUGUUGGAAAUAUCGAAAAUCUUAAACAAACUUCAAAGGCAAAUGGCUCAGCAAACGGCCAGGUGAAUAAUCGAGAUCGUUUGCACCCGGACAGGAAGUUAAAUGCCCGUGAAAUUACAAGUAUCGCAAAGAGAUACCUAAAGAUUUUGUCCUAUCCGAUCGAGUGCAUUGUUUGUGCAAUUGCUAUAUUUUAUAUCGUGUUGAUUCUCUCUCCAUUGCUGCUUGUCUAUAAUGUCCUGAGGUUCAUUGAGAAACAAUGGGUAUAUCUAAGAUCAGGUUGGGUUGCCAUGAGUGGGCAAGACGCGUUGUGGUUGCAGGAUACCAAGGAGAACAGACUCAUCAUUAACAGCGCAAUGGCCCUAGAAUGCACCAACAUUGAGCAUUUAGUAGAUGGUGUAAGGGAGAUUGUCCAGAGAUGUAUUAAGAUGAAAAAGCCAAAUGGCCAAGCAGUGUUCCCUCGGUUAAACAAGUGCAUCCAGCGUGGCAUAUUUCAAUAUUUCCUGAAAGACCCUGAUAGUUUGGAUAUUGCGGACCACAUAUACGCAUACAGUGGUCCAGCUCCCAAGUCCCAUGAAGAAAUGGAAUCACUUAUCUCAACCUUAAGUGCCAAGGAUUUCACCUUCGAAAGCCCCCCGUGGCAAUUCAUUAUCAUUCCCAAAACCUAUGAUCGUAACGAGGCAAUUAUAUUGUUCCGACUGCAUCAUGGCAUGGCAGAUGGAGUAUCGUUGACAAGAUUCCUCCUAGAGCAGUUUCCUGACAAACCACUACCAGAAAACAAGCUUCUCAAAUAUUCAGCUGUGAACAGAAAGUGGAUAUAUCUAAAUGGACUCUUGGCUGGUAGCAGGAUCCUUGUUGAAAAACUUUUCUCCACACCGGACUGUUCAAUUAUUCAUGGUCCUCCAUUGAAAGGCGUUAAGAAAAUGUCCUGGAGUCAACCAAUCAGUUUACAAGUCAUUAAGAAGAUAAAGAACCACACAGGAACAACAGUGAACGACAUCAUGAUGGCUUGCGUGUCCAUGAGCUUCCAUGACUAUUUCAGGGCUCAUGGAGUAUCUAACCCUCCUGACGUUACUAUAACCGUGCCCGUUGAUGUCCGCCCAAAAGGCCAGCCGUUAGAAUUGGAAAAUAACUUUGCAGUUGUUACGCUCAAGUUGCCUGUUAGCGAGGAAGGUGCUCUUGAAAAUCUAUAUGCAACAAAGAGACAUAUGGAUGAAAUUAAACACUCUGGUGAGGCAUUUGUAUUGGCUAUCGCUGGAAACCUGACAGUUGAGUACAUACCUGAAUUUCUUACAAAACUUUGGAAUGUUCCAAUUGCUAAUAAGCACUCGUUUGUAAUGUCAAAUGUCCCAGGAUCCCAGGAGCAGUUUAGCAUUUGUGGUCAUAAAGUUACCCAGAUCUUUUUUGCACCACCUCAACGAAACUUGGUUGGCAUCGGGGUUGGCAUUUAUAGCUAUGCGGGCGAGUUUUCUAUUGGGGUUCAGAGUGACUUAAAUUGUAUGACUGAUCCCAAAUGGAUUGUGAAAGCAUUUGAAUCUAGGCUUGCACAACUUGAGAAGUGUAUUGUCAGUUCUACAGGACAAAUUGAGUUUGACAGCGGCAUUGAGUAAAUUUAGUAAAAUUAAUUACAGUAUGAAAAGUAGAUUUAGUAUAGUGUUUUGUCAAGUUCAAGAGUUUUGACAUAUUAGAUGAAAAGAUGGACAAUUAAUGGAACUUACCAUAGACAUUGCUUUAACUCUUCUGUGAACUUUAUUUGAUGAGAUUUAACUCAAUUGUUAAUGAAUGGUGAAAAUUACACAUAGAGUUAGUGAACAUUUUAUCAAUGUUACAUGCAAAGGAUUUAUAGAUUCAUAAUAAUAUAUAAGACUAUAAGAACUGAG